CGGAAGUGUAACCGUCACGGUUAAAAGCCAGUUGACGUAGGCUAGCUCCCGUUAGCUGUCAGCCGGGUUCAGUCGUUGUGCAGGGAUGGAGGUGACACGUCAAAAUUUUAAAGACAGUUUAAAAACGGUGUGCAGCGCGAUCGAGGAGGCGGACUUCCUCGCCAUCGAUGGGGAAUUUUCAGGAAUAAGCGACGGCCCUAAUGUCAGCGCGCUCACCAACGGACUGGACACUCCGGAGGAGCGAUACGCCAAGCUUAAGAAGCACUCUAUGGACUUCCUGCUCUUCCAAUUUGGAUUGUGUACAUUCAAGUACGACCAGGAAAAGUCAAAGUACAUCAUAAAGCCUUUUAAUUUUUACGUGUUCCCGAAGCCUUUCAACAGGACGUCACCUGACUUGAAGUUCAUCUGUCAAAGUUCCAGUAUUGAUUUCCUGGCCAGUCAGGGAUUUGACUUCAACAAGGUGUUCUGUAACGGAAUCCCGUACUUGAACCAAGAAGAGGAAGUCCAGCUGAGGGAGCAGAGCGAGGAGAGGAGAAACCAACAAGCCAACGGCGUCGGGGCGGCGUCCUUCAACUCCCCGUCCUCCAAAGGCCCCGCACACGUACCGGAGGAGCACAAGGACUUCAUCAACCGGGUGAUAGGGAAGGUUGAGGCUCUGCUGACUAACUCGGAGAAGACGUUGGACUUGGAGCCGUGCACUGGGUUUCAGAGAAAGCUGAUUUACCAAACUCUGAACUGGAAGUUUUCCAAGGGGCUUCAUGUAGAAACUGUGGAAACGGAAAAGAAGGAGCGUUACAUUCAGGUCAUCAAAGUGGAUGACGAGGAGAGGAAGAGGAGGGAACAGCAGAAACGGGAGAGAGAGCAGGAGGAGCUAAACGAUGCUGUCGGCUUCUCCAGGGUCAUCCACGCCAUCUCUAAAUCUGGUAAACUUGUGGUUGGGCACAACAUGUUGUUGGACGUGAUGCACACCAUCCACCAGUUCUACUGCCCUCUGCCGGAGGAUCUUCAAGACUUUAAAGAGGUCACAAUGUGUGUCUUCCCAAGACUUCUGGACACAAAGUUGAUGGCUUCCACUCAGCCUUUUAAGGAGCUGAUCACCAACACGUCUCUGGCAGAGUUGGAGAAGCAGGUGAAGGAGAGCCCCUUCAAGGCGCCUCUGGUCGAAACGGCAGAGGGGUUCCACAGCUACGACACGGCCCAAGAACAGCUCCACGAGGCCGGAUACGACGCCUACAUCACUGGCCUCUGUUUCAUCUCCAUGGCCAACUAUCUGGGCUCGUUCCUGACUCCGCCCAAAGCGUACAUCUCUGCUCACUCCAAAGUUGUUGAGCCUUUCUUCAACAAGCUUUUCCUGAUGAGGAUAAUCGACAUUCCCUACCUCAACAUCACAGGACCUGAUUUGCAACCUAAACGAGACCAUGUCCUGUUUGUCACCUUCCCCAAAGAAUGGAAGACGAGUGACCUCUACCAGCUCUUCAGUGCCUUUGGGAACAUCCAGGUUUCCUGGCUAGACGACACGUCGGCAUUUGUGUCCCUGAGUCAGACGGACCAGGUGCAGAUCGCCAUGAACACCAGCCGCUACGCAGAGAGCUACCGGAUCCAGACGUACGCCGAGUACAUCAAGGGCAAGCAGCAGAAGGAGAAGCUCGGCCAGACCCCCAAAUCCUGGGGGGAGGACGGCUGGAUGAAGCCUCACUACUCCACUACCUCCGCUGGCACCGCCGCCACUUUCGCAUAUCACAAAGGUUUGAGGAAGCGCAGCAUCAGUCCCGUUGAGGGAGAACGGGGCACUGGAGAUUCUCCGAUAACGGACGGGUGGAGUCAAUACUCGUUCCCGGAUGCCACGGGCAGCAAGAAGAUGAAGAUCGAUGACCAGAGCGGCCACGCAGAGGCCAUCGAGAGCAAGACGUCGGAGGGCUGGCUAAAGACGGCGGACGCACCAGAUUCAGCGGGGUCCAGCACGCCUCCCGAGGACGAGGGAAGUCCUGACGAUGACUGCGGCGACGACGCAGAGGGAACGGUCACCUGGCAACGGGCCCCGGCAGCUCAGGGCAGGAAAGGUCAGAAGAAGAAGAAGAAGCCGCAGAAGCCCAAAGGACCCCAACCUACGACGUCGCUGUUUGAGGUGCCAGAAGUGUGGUAGCGAGAGAGGCCGCGCCCCCCCUCCCCCCCUCGCCGUGGGCCUGAAGCACUCUCUGGGAGGAGGAGGGCGCUCUCCUGCAAGGUCGCACCUCACCGGCAGUGUGUGUCUCCCCCCCCCCUCCCCACAGCGAACGGAAGCCAUACCAGCUGCCAUAUUCUGACCUGGUGCCGGAGGAGCGGGGGCCUCGCUAGAAUCUUAAAGUCUGAUCUCCAGAAAUGUUCCUUUUUAUUUCUGCUGUUUUCAGACCGGAAUCCGCCGCCACCAUGAAACAUUUUUAAUGGCACAGUCUUACGGUUUUGUGCGAGUGAGACAUUUUCUCGUCCUCAUAAGUCGUGGGAGAUGAAUUUCUGCCCGGCAGGUCCUGUAGUUCAAUGUCUGGGUCAUUUAGUGUUUUAACGCAGUCAAACAUGUGUUUCUUUUCAUUUUUUAAAUAAGUUUCUGUCAACUUUAACCAGUUUUAUUCAACAUGUAAAAGCUUAUCUGUGAUGUUUGUUGGUGGCGUUCCGAUCCUCCGAGAGGUGCUUCUUUUCUUUGCACAGAAUUGUUCUUUACCUUUGUGUCAACUGUUUUGUAAACUGUCAGCCUGCAACAUUGUCAAAGUAUGUUCUAAUGCAAAAGGUGUAAAGUUUAAAAAAAAAAAAAAACCCUCAAUGCUUCCUCUGAAAGGGAAAACAAAUUAAAGAAUGUUUCUUAGUA
This is a messenger RNA of Pungitius pungitius (ninespine stickleback), 2839 nucleotides long. RefSeq names its product poly(A)-specific ribonuclease (deadenylation nuclease) (gene parn). Gene Ontology annotation, biological process: nuclear-transcribed mRNA poly(A) tail shortening. The transcript is spliced from 26 exons. The coding region runs from base 86 to 2143 and encodes 685 amino acids. The record is from RefSeq and is a predicted model, not a curated record. Gene Ontology annotation, cellular component: cytoplasm; nucleus. Gene Ontology annotation, molecular function: poly(A)-specific ribonuclease activity; metal ion binding; RNA binding. Lineage: Eukaryota; Metazoa; Chordata; Actinopteri; Perciformes; Gasterosteidae.